CCGCCUGCUAAGGGACUUUGACCCAGCAAGCUGUUUCCUCUUGCCUUGAUACUUCUUUCCUCUUUUCGUGCUCCGAGAUACCCACCUUGAUCGAUCAUGUCGCCCUCUGCCCGUCGUCCUGUCCGGGUUGCCGGCGCCUCCGGAGGCUUCUCGGAUAGAGUACGUGCAAUUGCCUCUCUAGCGAAAAAUGAGGAGGUGGAUGUUAUUGUCGGAGACUGGCUUUCUGAGCUCACAAUGACUAUUCACGGGACUGGAAAGAUAAAGAACACAGAGCAGAUGAUGCAGGCGCGGACUUUCGAGGAGAAGCUCAAUUAUGCCAUGUUUGCGGAGAACUUCCUCGACUGCUUCAUGCCUGCUAUCAAGGAUGUUGCUGAGAAGGGCAUCAAGAUUGCUGUCAACGCCGGUGCCUCCGAUACUGAGCUUCUGGCUCAGCUUGUGGAUAAGAAAGUCAAGGAGCAGGGAUUCAAUUUGAAGGUUGCCUGGAUUGAGGGUGACGACGUUACCGGCACUGUGAAAGGCAUGUUGAACAAGGGUGAGGGUUUCCGCAGUCUCAUGCACGGCCGAUCUGUCGAAGAAUGGGGACUGGAUCCCGUGUGCGCUCAGUGCUACCUCGGGGGUAUGGGUAUUGCAAAGGCCCUCACUGAGGGCGCAGAUAUUGUUAUUGCGGGUCGUGUGUCCGACGCAUCUCCUAUCAUCGGUGCUGCAGCUUGGUGGCACGAAUGGACCAACGACAUGUUCGAUGAGCUUGCCGGAUCUCUCAUCAUUGGUCACCUUCUUGAAUGCUCUGCCUACGUGUCAGGUGGCUACUGUUCGGACUUCCGCUCCCUCCUGGCGCAAAAGAAGCACAUCAACUUAGGCUUCCCCAUCUGCGCGAUCGACCACAAAGGAGAAGGAGUCAUGUAUAAAGAGAAGAACACUGGUGGUGAGAUGACGGUCGCCUCCUGUACCUCGCAACUGCUUUACGAAAUCCAAGGCCCCCAGUACUACAAUUGCGAUGUGACCGCUCAGAUUGAAAAUGUAAAGAUGGAACAAGUCGGCGAAGACCGUGUCAAAAUCUCCGGCGUGAAAGGUCUCCCUCCGCCGCCAACUACCAAAGUCGGCCUCACGGGCUUCGCCGGCUGGCAAGCCGAAUACCACAUCUACCUCUGCGGCCUGCACAUCGAAGAAAAGUGCAAGUGGACCGAAGAGCAGAUUCGCUACGAGCUAGGAGAGGAGAACCUCAAGAAGUUCACCACCCUCAAAUUUAUGCAGAAUGGCGCGUCCCCCAUCGACGCGCGCAACCAGGACGUCGCGACUGUCGACUUCCGCGUCUUCGCGCAGUCCAAGGACCGCGAGCUCCUCAACAUGCGCAACCCGAACGGCUUCUUCCGCAUCUCCAUGGUCACGUUCCUGCAGUCGUGCCCAGGCGCGUCCCUCGGAAACGACAUGCGCCAGGCAGAAGGCAAGCCCUACUACGAAUACCACCCCUCACUGCUCCCACAGUCGGCGCUGCAGCAGCGCGUCCAUUGCCUCUGGGACGGCGAUGAGGCAGCGGGCUUCAAAGACGGCAAGAAAGUUAUCGAUAUGCCUCUGGCCCCCGAAUUCCGCGAAUACGACCGUCAGCAGCCCUCCUACGAGACCACAAACCCCGUGCCCCUCGACGCCUUCGGGCCCACGGUACGGCUGCCGCUCGGCUCCAUUGUCCUCGGCCGCUCAGGUGACAAAUGCUCGGACUGCAACGUGGGCUUCUUUGUGCGCCAUGACGACGAGUGGGAGUGGUUGCGCAGCCUGAUGACCGUCGAGAAGGUGAAGGAGCUGUUGGGGCCCGAGGAAUAUAAGGGGAAGCCGAUUGAUCGGUUUGAAAUGGCGAAUAUUCGCGCAGUGCAUUUCUUAUUGCAUGAUCAUCUAGACCGAGGCUAUGAUGCGUGCUCGACAUAUGAUACGUUGGGGAAGAACUGCUGUGAGUAUUUGAGGGCGAAAACGGUGGAUAUCCCGAUUCAGUUUGUCAAGAGGGGUGUUUUGUAAGGCAAGAGGGCGGCUCAUGGUUGUUUGGCGUUUUGUCAUUGAAGUUGUUCCUAUUUGUCUGAGUGUUUGGUAUGAUGACUGAGUUCAUGCUCCUUGUGUGCUCAAUCAUACAUUCCUUCCAAUGUCAUCGCAGAGCGGCAAUGCGCAUGCGUGUCAAAGAUAGGUGGCAUAUGCUCCAGGCCAAAUCAAUUAAUGCCAUCCCCCUGAUAACAUCCGGGUUCAAAGCAAGGAAAUAGAGCAAGGACCGGCAAAUCCGAACAAAUGUAACACUUGCACCACCCAUCGUGGGCAACACAUACUACCCAGAGA
This is a messenger RNA of Paraphaeosphaeria sporulosa, 2313 nucleotides long. Its product is annotated as DUF1446-domain-containing protein. The transcript is spliced from 3 exons. Bases 97 to 2004 code for a protein of 635 amino acids. The record is from RefSeq and is a predicted model, not a curated record. Lineage: Eukaryota; Fungi; Ascomycota; Dothideomycetes; Pleosporales; Didymosphaeriaceae.